Molecule: messenger RNA, 405 nt
Organism: Argiope bruennichi
Lineage: Eukaryota; Metazoa; Arthropoda; Arachnida; Araneae; Araneidae
Product: speckle-type POZ protein-like B
Exons: 1
Coding region: 1-405 (134 amino acids)
Biological process (GO): regulation of proteolysis; proteasome-mediated ubiquitin-dependent protein catabolic process
Cellular component (GO): cytoplasm; nucleus
Molecular function (GO): ubiquitin protein ligase binding
Source: RefSeq, a predicted model, not a curated record
AUGUUCAGCAACGACAUGAAGGAGAGGAACAGUGGACAUGUCGAUAUCACCGAUUUCGAGGACGAUACCAUACACCGAAUGCUGCUGUACAUGUACACUGAUUCAUUGGAAGAUCUCAAGUUUGAAAGCGCAUCCAGUUUGUACAAGAUUGCUGACAAGUACCGGGUUCUGUCCCUAAAACGCAGGUGUUCUUUCCUCUUGAAAGAGAACUUGAGUGCAUCAAAUGCGUGUGAUAUUUUGAUUCUGGCUUAUCUACACGAUGAUGAUGGCCUGAAAAGUGCUUCCCAGGAUUAUAUAAUGGGUCAGAGGAAACAAUUUUUUUGCUCUGAGGAAUGGAAGGAAUUCAUGAAAACUCAUCUUGAUAUUGCUGCAGACGUUAUGGGCAGAAAGAUGUAUCAAGAAUAA